AUGGACUGCUACGGCACCUCUCAGGGGCCGCGGCGCCAGCGACGUCAGCCGGUCCUGCGGAGGACCCGGUUCGUCUGCGUCUCCGAUACUCACAACACCGCCGUCAAGCUGCCCAAGGGCGACGUGCUGAUCCACGCGGGGGACCUGACGAACCAAGGCAGCUAUUCCGAGGUGCGUGGCCGUAACCAUGACUUGACGCUGGACCCAGACUUCUACGCCCAACAUGGGAGUCACCUCCACAGCCAAGCACCGCAGUCUCCCCAAGACUGCAUCGCCCUCUUCGCCAACUCACCAACGAUAACCUACCUCAACCACGAAUCCGCAACAGUCCGCCUCUCCUCGUCCUCGGGCCCACACACUUCCUUCUCCGUCUUCGGGUCGCCGUACUCGCCGCGCAACGGUCUCUGGGCGUUCGGCUACGACGCGCCUCAGCACGGCAGCGUUGGCGCCACUGCCGACUUGCCCACGUUAUGGGACGACAUCCCGCUUGACGCAGACGUCGUUGUGACGCACACCCCGCCACACACGCACUGCGAUGAGUCUCGUGCCCGCCGUGCCGCGGGGUGCGAGGCGUUGAGGCGCGCGCUGUGGCGAGUGAGGCCUCGGCUUGCUGUCUGCGGACAUGUCCACGAAGGUCGCGGUGUGGAACGAGUGCGCUGGGACCUGGAGUGCACCAACACAGCUUUCAAGGAGGAGGGGGUCGAAGGGUGGGACGAUCCCGGGCAGGGCAACAAGCAGUCCCUCGUGAACCUGACAGCCAAGGGUGGAAACCCUCUACGCAACGACGGUUCUCAUCCAAAGGAAAAGGAUGAUUCACCAGAGGUUGGAACGACCACCACCUCCGUGCCGUCCGCCGCCGGCAGGAUCCCCGAACCCGCCGCGGAACCCGGGCUCGGCACGUGCGGACUCGGAGGAGACCCGAACUCUCCACGAAGCGACACUGCCGCGCUGGCCGGACGGUUGGGUCGGCGGGAGACGUGCGUGGUCAACUGCGCCAUCAUGGCCAAGAGCUACCCCCACGUUGGCGGGAAGACGGUUAACAAGCCCAUCGUCGUGGAUCUGGACCUGCCGGUGUGGGAGUGGACGCGCGACGGUAUGCCUCAGAUCGUGUAUGCGGAGGACGGGUGA
Molecule: messenger RNA, 1128 nt
Organism: Colletotrichum spaethianum
Lineage: Eukaryota; Fungi; Ascomycota; Sordariomycetes; Glomerellales; Glomerellaceae
Product: putative rhamnogalacturonate lyase C
Exons: 2
Coding region: 1-1128 (375 amino acids)
Molecular function (GO): hydrolase activity
Source: RefSeq, a predicted model, not a curated record